UGGGGGGGGCGCCGGGGUCCGGACGCCCCUUCCCCGGACAAGGGUCGGGGCUGUCAUUGUCUCCUGGCCUCCCUCCUCCGUCCUCUUCCUCCUGCGGCAGCACAGGCAGAUCCGCGUUCCUUGAGGAAGAAAAGAUGAAACUGAAACCUUUGGCCUGUGGCUAGAUGGGUUUGCGGAACUCUUUCCAAGUACAAGCGAGUCCAUGUCUUUUUUGGAUUGUUUCUGCACCCCACGGACACAAGUGGAAUCGAUCGGAGCCGAAAAGGAGCCCGAGCCCAGCGGCAUCCAUCAGUACUGGGUAGAUGAGCCAAUUCUCUCCUGGGUCCCUUCGUCUCUCGGAGGAAAUGAGAUGCCCUCACACUCCUCCAAUGCUUCCCACUAUGAACUCCAAGCAGAAAUAGGAAGAGGAUUUGACAACUUGACUUCCGUCUACUUGGCGCGGCACACUCCGACCGGCACACCCGUGGCCGUAAGAAUCACCGACCUGGAAAGCUGUUCAGAAGAACACCUGGAAGCGCUGCAGAAAGAGGUGGUGUUCUCCCAUUGCUUCCGCCACCCCAACAUCCUGACGCUGUGGACGGUAUUCACUGCAGGAACCUGGCUCUGGGUCAUCUCUCCCUUCAUGGCCUACGGUUCGGCGAGUCGCCUCUUGAGGACUCACUUCCCCGAAGGCAUGAGUGAGGCCUUAAUAGGAAACAUUCUUCUCGGAGCCGUGAGAGGCUUGAACUAUCUCCAUCAGAACGGCUGCAUUCACAGGAGCCUUAAAGCCAGUCACAUCCUGAUUUCCGGAGACGGCCUGGUCACCCUGUCUGGCUUCUCCCGCCUGUACAGCCUGGUGGAGCACGGGCAGAAAUCCGAAGUGGUGUACGACUUUCCCCAUUUCAGUUCCGCCGUGCAGCCGUGGCUCAGCCCGGAGCUACUGAGACAGAAGAGUUUUGCCAGGACGCAGCGAAGGGGAACGCCUUUAACCAAAACCGACGCAAAAUGGACUCGUCGAUUCGGUCAGCAGGACCUGUAUGGCUACAAUGUGAAAUCGGACAUCUACAGCGUGGGGAUAACGGCCUGUGAAUUAGCCAACGGGCAAGUACCUUUCCAGGACAUGCAUCGGACGCAGAUGCUCUUGCAAAAGCUGAAGGGUCCUUCCUAUUGCCCCCUGGACGGGCACGCCUUCCCCGCGGUGGAAUGGAGGACGAAGACCUCCCGGUCGGGCAUCGACUCGGGGAUCGGCGAGAGCGUGCUGGGGCCCAGCCUGACCCGCGCGCCCCUCGGCCAGCGGCCGCCGCCGACCCCCAGGACCUUCUCCCCGGCCUUUCACAGCCUGGUGGACCUCUGCUUGCAGCGGGACCCCGAGAAAAGGCCGUCUGCAAGCAGUCUGCUGUCCCAUGUGUUCUUCAAGCAGAUCAAAGAGCGUCCCCGGGAUUCGUUAGUGUCUCUGCUGCCGCAGGCCCUCCGGCCUAGCAAGUCACCCGGGGCGAUGCCCCCCGCUAAGUCCCCCCCAGGCCUCACCCCAGAGCACGCUGCCGGGGGAGACCCGGCCUGGGAAUUCUAGGACUGCCGAGCCGUCUUCUCCCCCGUCCGCCUGACGGUGUGUCUCCUUCCCGCUUUGUUUUCUUCCUCUUGGCCGCCCUUAGUACGGUCGGGGCCCGCGGCGCAGAGCUGUACUUGAAAACCCGAUUGUUGCUGCACUGGAAAACUUCGACCGUCGCUGUCGUCAAACCACUCGCCUCCGAGGCCUCGGGUGGGGGGGGACACGGCCUCCAGGGCCGGAGUUCCAGGGAAACUUCCAAGUUAGGAAUCUCGUUACUUCCACACCGUGACUCCUCCCGCCCCCCAAAGCGGGGCUUCCGUGGCCGGCGCCCUUUCCUUCCACCUCGGCAACCGGCUGGGCCAGCUGGAUGGCAGUUGUCCUGGAAACGCGCCCAUGGGGACGGGGUUGGUUCAUCCUGGUACCCGGAGCGUCCGAGAAGAGGGGGAUGGAAGGGGUGUCCUUUUCAGGGGCGUCUGUACUGCUACCAAUCUGAGCCCGUCUUGAUUCAUUUAAUCUGUGUGGAUAACUGGAGCUGGAUCCUGAAGAUGCGACCUAAAAAAAUCUCUGUUUUCCGCAUCCGUCCGCCCGAACUCCGGGCACCUUGUGGGAGCGAAAUAAGCGGUCGCCGACUGGACUGAGCUUAGCAACGGGUACUUUUGUCCCUCGGGCGAUGACCGCUCGAAUCUCAGCACCAAGGUUUGGAGCCGAAGUCCACCCUCAAGGAUGACCUCAACCUGGAGAAGCAGCUUGGCCUGCUGGAAAUCAAUCAAUCAAUCAAUCGUAUUUAUUGAGCGC
Molecule: messenger RNA, 2323 nt
Organism: Tachyglossus aculeatus (Australian echidna)
Lineage: Eukaryota; Metazoa; Chordata; Mammalia; Monotremata; Tachyglossidae
Gene: STRADB
Product: STE20 related adaptor beta
Exons: 13
Coding region: 203-1549 (448 amino acids)
Biological process (GO): protein phosphorylation
Molecular function (GO): protein kinase activity; protein serine/threonine kinase activator activity; ATP binding
Source: RefSeq, a predicted model, not a curated record